AUGCGGAAGAUGCUUGGCUUGUCGGCCAAGGCCAAGCGGGCGGAUGCAGCGAGGCCAUCCUUACCGAACUAUGUUGCUUCCCCCAUCCAGGGCGCUUGUGCGCGGUUUUCCCUGGCGGACAUGCUAACCGCAACGAACCACUGGGCACCGCAGUUGCUGGUGGGCGACGGCCACCGCGUGCUGUUCAAGGGCGUGGAUCCGCGCGACGGUGUCACCCCUUGGCUCCUCAAGCGCUGCCGCGCGCGCGAGUCUGAAGAGUUCCACGCGGAGGUGGCGGAGAUGGGCAACAAGAACCACCCCAACCUGCUGCGCCUGCUGGGGUACUGCAAUGAGCAAGACAAGCUGUGGCGGUGGGAGAAGGUGGUGGUGUAUGAGUGCAUGCCUGGUGGCAGCCUGCUCGACAAGUUUGGACCGCACGGUUCCACCGCCAGAGUGCCGUUGACCCUGCAGCAGCGGCUGGGCAUUCUGAUAGGAGUGGCGCGCGGGCUGGAGUAUCUGCACAGCUUUGGCCUCGUGCAUCGCUCUGUCAGCCUUAGAAGCAUUUCUCUGGAUGGCAGCAUGCAGGCGAAGCUUGCAGGGUUUGACUAUGUGACGCGCAGUGAGGCAGCAGCAGGUCGCGAGCACGCGGUGGUGGGCGAGCCUGGGUAUGUGGACCCGCAGCUGGAGCUCACCAGGGAGCUGACACCCACCAAUGACCUCUACAGUCUGGGAGUGGUGCUGCUGCAGCUGCUGUCAGGCCGCAUUUUUGACACUUCAGGAAGGCCCAUGCAAAAGUUUUUCAGAGACACU
This is a messenger RNA of Closterium sp. NIES-65, 789 nucleotides long. The record is from the annotation of a GenBank genome assembly. NCBI's taxonomy places the organism in Eukaryota, Viridiplantae, Streptophyta, Zygnematophyceae, Desmidiales, Closteriaceae.